Molecule: messenger RNA, 6542 nt
Organism: Nothobranchius furzeri (turquoise killifish)
Lineage: Eukaryota; Metazoa; Chordata; Actinopteri; Cyprinodontiformes; Nothobranchiidae
Product: zinc finger protein
Molecular function (GO): nucleic acid binding; zinc ion binding
Source: RefSeq, a predicted model, not a curated record
UUUUUCUCACGUCUGAAUCUUUUACACCUGCUUGACAGUCUCUUUCAGGUGUGACUGAUUCACCUGUUAUGAUGACCCGUCCCUGUCUGAUCCUGCGACUGUUUGGGGUUUUUCUCUAACUUGUUGUUAGGGAGCAGGUGUUCCUGACGGAUCUGAAGAGCCAACCAUCCAUCAGUGUCACAAUGUCGCAGGAAUCUAAGCGUCUCCGUUGGUGUGAGGUUUCAUUUUGGCGCGUGGAGAGAAGACCCACUCACUCGACCAGUGCUCCUACUCACUCACGGAGCAAAUCGAGCACCGAACGCUGUCGCGCGCUCCGUGGAAGAGCCGAGAGCGCUUUGUGUGUUUCAUUCAUCUCGGUGAAGGCUGCUGCUGCUCACACUUCCUUCUCCUCUUCCUCCCUCCGCUGUUCGCCUGUUGGCUGGAGUUAAGUGGAUGGUAUCAACAGACCUCCCUUUCUUCUCACCUCCGUGAUACCUCGGAUCCAUCCGGAGAAGUCGUUGGAGGACACGCGCGUCACGACCAGAAAGCCGCGCGAGGGACUUUCUCUCCUUUUAUUUCACCUUCUUGUUAUUUCGAACAGAGGACGCCGCGCUCAUUUUUUUUAAAACGACAAAUAAAAGCAGAAAUAAGCGAUAAUCGAGGGAGAGCGGCUGGCUCUCGCUGAGAUUUGAGGGAUUUUAAAGGAACAGGUGCGUUAGAGGGGUGAAGACGGAGCAGUUGGAUGGUUGUCGGUUCCGUGGAGAGGAGAGGAGUCGCUGCCUCUGCGCAAGUCUCAGAUGAAGAUGAAGUCUUCGGUCGUCGUGGAUGGAGGUCUAUUUACAGAGAGUUACUGUAACAUCUGCAAUGCCCAGCUCAUCUCAGAGUCCCAGCGCACCGCUCACUAUGAGAGUAAAAAACACGCCAACAAGGUGCGUCUGUUCUACAUGCUUCACCCAGAGGAUGGAGGUCCCCCAUCCAAACGACUGAGACCUGAUAACCCGGACUGUGCAGAAACUGAAGUGGACAGGAACAAGUGCUGCACCUUGUGUAAUAUGUUCUUCACCUCUGCAAUUGUGGCCCAGUCCCACUAUCAGGGCAAAACUCACGCCAAGAGAGUCCGCCUGGUGCUCGGAGAACCCCCGAACCAACCCACAGCCAUAGCCAGCCCUACAAACACAGAUUCUUCACCUUCCACCCCACUGACCACAGACCCCACCGCGUGCCCACCACCUCCCCCUGCGAUACCCUGGCCCACGGCAGAGAUUGGUGGAAAUGGGGGCAGAGAGGCUGGAAAGUAUUGCUGCCUGUGUGGAGCGUGGUUCAACAACCCUCUGAUGGCCCAGCAGCACUACGAAGGGAAGAAACACCGCAGGAACGCAGCCAGGGCGCGCCUCCUGGAGCAGCUAGCAGACAGUCUGGAUGCCACGGAGAGCACAGGACUGCGCAGUAGUUACUCAUGCAACGUCUGCAGUGUGGUUCUCAACUCCAUCGAGCAGUACCACGCACACCUCCAGGGCUCCAAACACCAGAACAACCUGAAGCAACACCAGCAGUAAGUCACCAAGACAAACCACAGGAGAUGGACGACAGAGAUUUGUGGGAUAAACAAAUUCAGGAAGGACUAAAUGUCAGAAAGUAGUGCAGAAGAAACUUUUGUUUGUGUGUGUGUGUGUGUGUGUGUGUGUGUGUGUGUGUGUGUGUGUGUGUGUGUGUGUGUGUGUGUGUGUGUGUGUGUGUGUGUGUGUGUGUGUGUGCGUGCAUGAGAGUGAGUUUCUAUAUUGAGCACUUUGUGUUGGAUGAGUUCAACACAACCUUCAGGAGACUCGCGGCUGAGGAAGGAACUCCUCUGUGAACCACAAUCUUUGAACUGAACUGAUGUCAGUGCAUCACCCAGCCUGGUAAUUACCAUUCUAAUGAUAGUCAGACAACAGAAGAAAUAAAAAGAACUCCCCCAAGUGCUCUGACAGUGAUCCCAGUCUGGACACAGUUUACUAUUUGUUCACGUUUCUAAAAAUGAAGUGGUGAUGAUGAUGACGAAUGCCCGUGGAUGGCUCACUUUCAGACCACUUGAGGAAUUACUCAGGCCCAGACCUUCAAAUCAGAGAAAACUCCCUCAGCCAUCCCUGACUGCAUGAUUUCAUAAAUGAUGUUCUUUCAAAACCCAAAAACUGAAACUUAAGUGAUAAAAAAAAUACUAAGAAAAAAAUCUCAUAACUCUGUGAAUCAUCUACUGUUGAAAACAUUCCCAUGAGACUAAAUAGUGAUGUCAGAAGCAAGUUGGAGGAGAUUGAAACACUCUCCAACAAGGGCAACAUGUAGAUAUUUCUUUUUGCUGUUGCUGUAACCAGGAGAUGAAAAAGCCUUCCCACUCAUGUAGCAACCAACACAACUGGGCUGUAUUUUCAAUGCAUGCAAACGGUGCAUUCACUUGCCUUUUAGAAGCCUGUUUAUCGUGCUGCUUUCUAACGAUUGCUUCGCAACACAUCACAGCACACACUUGUAACUAAAACAAGAGGCUACCAACAUUUCCAUACAGAGAUUAGCUGUCACUGCAGUUUAACAGCCUCGUGUGUGGAACCUUCAGUGAGUUUCAGUAAUGGUUUGUUGCACCAUGUUAGCCGUGUUUCCAUUAUAGGUGUUCCGGGAAAUUUCAAUGCCGUUGUGUCUUCAUACAAAACGUCAGCAUAUGCCGACCAUUUAGGCAGUGAGUGAUGUCAUUGAUCAGCUCCAAAAGACAUCUACGGAAAUUAAAAAUUUUAUUCUGCAAAAGUUUGCAGUAAUUUUAUACAUUCAGUGGACCAGGACAGCCGUGUUCAAUGGCCAGAAAAGGUGCCAUUUUUGCCGCUCUAUAGGAGAACUAUGGAAGCGUAUUGCUGUCGGUAUGGGUAAAUAUAUAAGAGCAGCAUAUCGUAAAAACUAUAAAGUUUCUCGAUAGAACGUGAUAAAAAUCUUGUCUUGAUGAAAAACUUUCUUGUAAUACCAGCAUAUAAAGGUAAUUUUAACAAGAAAGUUUCUCAAAAUAAUGUGUUCAGUAUCUCGUAAUAUUGAGAUAUCUCUAAUGGGUGAAAUGCCGACACACAUUAGCCAGUUUUUUUUAUUUUAUUGUUACUAUUAUUACUUUGCCUAGAAUGCAGAUCGUCAUUUGCUGAAGCAAAAUAAUUUUGCUUUGCAUUACGGUCUAGCAAUGCUCCAUUGGAACCACCGCAGCCCCGGCCAGUAUUAUGGCUGACCAAUCACAGCUUGUUCAUUUAGAAAAAACUAUUAAUUUGCGUCCUUCUCUCUGCAUCUUCCACGAUGUAUGGCGGACUGCCCUGUUGACUGACUAGCGGUCCUAUUAAAAUGCUUUAUUAGUUUGGUAGGCCGAUCACAGCGCUCUAAAGCUUGGUUUAUGCUUGACGCAUUCACUUUCCGCGCGGUGAUGCGGCUCGCGGCUGGAACGCGCUUCACAACUCGCAGUGUUUAUGGUUUGUGCGGCUCGUCUCUGCGGUGAGCCAAUAUUCUCCCAAACUGUAGGGGGCAGCAUGGAGCUCUACGGCAAGCAUCCAACACUACACCAUAGUAGAAGUAGAAAUUACUGUUUACAACAUGACAUUUCAGCAUUUUUAACAGCGUUCUCGUCGUUUCCGACAGUGCGAGCUAUUUCUCUCCAAGAACUAUUAACAACAUGUUGAUCACGGUGAUCUUUGAGAGCUGAAUCAUACAAAUGUCUGUAUUUACGAACCUCUGCCGUGCCGGUCCGCCAUGUUUUUCCGCGUCCGACCGUCCGCGUGGUUAGAAAUUUUCCGAGGUGCGCGUUGCGGAAAUCUUGGGCCGUGCGGAGACGCGGUGGAGGGGCGUGGUUGUUAAAAUGACGCAAAAUGACGCAACUUUUCCGCGCGGAGCCGUGCGGACCUCGCGGAUGCGUCAAGCAUAAACCAACCUUAAGUCUGGUGGGCAGGAUGUUAGUGCAAAUGAGUGAAACUAAGAUGGCGGCUCUGUAGUGGUCUAAUCACAGCACUCUGAUGGUGGGCGGCUUUGGCAUCAAAUUUGGACUAUUUUGACCUGUACCUUUAUUUUACUUGAGCAAAUAGAGGUACUUAAGUUUAUUUAGAAAAAGGAUGCAAUUGCAUCUUCUUUGAUGGUGUAUGGCAGACUACCUCGUUGACUGACAUCCGUAGUGGUCAGUAUGUCUCGUUUGUACACCAGCGUGUGGAGACAUUCUGAAAGACAACCGUAUAUCCCGCCCCACGACUGAUUGUCGUCAAUGGAUGGUGGCUAAUUAUAUAUCCACAUACAUGGCUUGCCGAGCUACCAUUGUUCGGCAAUUUCGCCCUGUUGUCGAGGCACUGAUGCUGAUGUACUUCCUAAAAUUUAAACACAAAGAGCUGGAAUAACUAUUUCAAUUAUGCGGAGUAAAAUGCCACAACAUAUUAACUGCAAUUUUACCAUUACAAUGCUACAUUUUUAUUAUUACGUGAUAUUAAACACAUUAUUUGUGAACAUUUCUCAUUAAAACAAAAUUUAUAUGUCGUUAUUACAAGAACGUUUUUUUUUUUGUUAUUACCGUAUACUGCUCCUUAAUUUUUUUCUUGCACUGACAGCAAUGCACUUCCAAAGAAACCACAACUUCGCAAAAAUGAAAGGUCUAUUGGGAGGGUUGCAUUUUGUGGCGUUGGGAAUAGAAAAAUGGUGAUUUUUUUUUCCCAUCUUGCUUCACCAGCAACUCUUCCAAUUUUAAAAAUGGCGGUUGUUUGGCAGCAUCUGCUGAUAUAAUUUUCCUACUGACUUACAACCAAUCAACAUGAGUUAACUACAAGUCCCCCCAUCAACUCUACCAGGGCAUUUCGGAGUACACAGGGAACCUAAGUCACUUCUGCGUCAUGGUUCCCCGGAAGAACGAAAAAAUGAAUGCAAGUCAACAGGGCUAAAAACGUUAUUAUCCAAUACGCCUUGCCUUACACCAUGGAUUGCACAUAUGUUGUACUGCAUUUUAAAUGAAAAUUAUUGAUGAGUGUUUCGACCAUGACAGUCACAUACUUUGAGAUUUAUCAGCUUGUAAAAGUUCGUAAUCAGCAUGACUUCAAACCAGAAAUUGGCACGUCGCAUAUGUGACGUCACUACAAUCUCCUCUCCCCAAACGUAGCUGCUACUUACCAAAUGACCAGAUUUAUGGUGGUUCUUUCCUCCUGUUGGAAAUUUGCUGAACUUGCAGCCAUUUUCCCUCAGUUUUCUCCGUGUCUGGUUUGAUGACGUCACUUUCGUGAAGCACAUUGGUAGUUCUGGACUUAUUUUCACACAAAACCUAAAAUAUUGUUCCCCCUGUUGGAUAAUAAGCACAUUCUUGGUAUCGAAAUGCAUCUUUAAAAUUCACGGACAUCAUAUGUGAAAUCCAUAACACAAAACAAGCGGAAUUAGAAAAUAGCAUUUUUAGCCCCGUUGACUUGCAUUCAUUUUUUCCUUCUUCUGGGGACCCAUGAUGCGGAAGUGACUUAGGUUCCCUAUACCCCACUUGGUUACUUCUUGACAUGCCACGAACGUCCGGUAAAAUUACUCGGAAGUUCCGAUAGUGGAAACGAGCCUAUUGAUGAAGAAAAGAUGUACUCUACUUUCCCUUGAUGAGAACGCUGUCCUCUGUUAGUUCUUUUUAUAAUUGGAAACACAUUCAAAUUUUAUAAUUUUUUUGUUUUACUAUCAUAAACUACCCAUAAUCUAGACAGAAACCAUUUUUCCCCCAGCACACGGAUGAAUAAGGGUUUUUAUGCAAUCGCUUCAGAUUUGAAAGUGUUUCACGAAGAAAGAAUAAAACUUUGUGUUUUAAUGAGUCACAUAGGUGAGAUGUGUGUUUUUAGAUGAAAAAAAGAUUUGUAAUUAUAGUGUUAUCUUCACUGAGCCACGAGUAGGGAAGUUUCUUAAAAAUUUUGAGAAAAAUGCAUAAACACUGGCAAUAGAAUGAGAAUAAACUGUCUGUUGUGUUUUUAGUGGAUAAAAAUAAACCUGGAAGUUGUGACAAUGGACCAAAAUCCAGCACAUGGAGGACAUCGCUAUAAAGGGAGUUUUAAUAGCUGCAGUUUUCAUGAGAAAACCUACAAUCACCAAGAAGGGAGUCGUUAAAAACUGCCAAAACAAUGAUGCAAUGACACAAACUGCUGGACUUUUCAAACAUCACAACAAAAGUGCAAAACCAAGAAGUUUUUUUUUUUUUGGAUGCGCUUCAGACUGUUUGAAUGACGGAUCUCUGCUGCUCGGGUUUACUCACCGUAAGCCGUGUGUGCCCAUGAUGCAAGAGGCUGACCGUGCCAAGAGUCACACAUUUUAGUAGAUGUUACAUAAUAUAUUACAGAAAUGUAUUUAUGGCUUAAAAACUGUGUGAGGAAAUGUUUUCCAGUGGGCGUCAGUAUGUGAAGUUGCACUGGCAGUGGGAGACUCUGUUAGCUGUGUGAGCACACUCGUAAACACACCUGAUGAUGAAUACAAUGAAGCUGACAACUAUAUCUGUCUUCUCUUGAAAAAUCCAGAACCAUUAUUUUUUAUUUUCUGCUUGUUUACACCUCCAUGGAGACAAGUAAAAAGGGAUUUUACUCACA